Messenger RNA from Pocillopora meandrina, 2184 nucleotides. Lineage: Eukaryota; Metazoa; Cnidaria; Anthozoa; Scleractinia; Pocilloporidae. The record is from the annotation of a GenBank genome assembly.
AUGGCUGCCACUCUGGACCCUGCUGAGGUGCUUCAUUCUUCGAGAGGGAGAGAUAAUUUUCAACGUCUGGCUCGGCUUUUGAUAAGUGGAGGUACUGUACUAUUAAGGGAGGUUUUUGACAUCAAAUGUCCAUCAAGUAAUCUUCCUACUACACUUCAGAAUCCAGCCAUGAAGAAGCUACUUAAGGCAGCAAAGCUCACCAAACCACAGAUGGACUGCCUGUACCCUUCCCCAGGGAUGUAUGGAAAGUCAACAGACUUUGAUAUAACUCUCCUUUUCCGGUUGCUAAGGACAAUAUGUGGCCUCACUCCUCCUGUCACAGGCUGGGAUGCACUACCAGCAAGUACAGAUGACAGUUUAGAAGCAUAUUUAGCCAGAAUAAAAUAUUACCGCAAUUUGAUUUAUGGUCAUGUGAGGGAGAACAUGGAAAUCUCAGAUGACAAGUUUUCAGUUCUUUGGGGAGAAAUUAGUGAGGCUCUGGUGAGAAUUGCGGGUCAAGUCAGUCCUGCAAAGGCAAAAGAAUGGCAAACUGCUAUUGAUACAUUUUUAAAGGAUCCCCUCACAGAGGAGGACAAGAGAAAUGAGCAGGAAUUGCAACACUGGUACCAGAAUGAUACAGAAGUAAAGGAAUACUUGGAAAAAAUAGAAUCUUCAGUGAAGGAUUUGGGGAAAUGCUUAGAACAUGAAGUUCGAAAACAAGCCCAAGAAAUUAAAGAUGAGCUUGGAGGGAAAGUAGAAUCUACAGCGCAAAAGGUUCAGCACUUAGGACAAGAGCUUCGAGAUGAAGCCCAAGACAUCAAAGAUCAGCUUGGAGGGAAAGUAGAAUCUACAGUGCAAGAGGUUCAGCACUUAGGACAAGAGCUUCGAGAUGAAGCCCAAGACAUCAAAGAUCAGCUUGGAGGGAAAGUAGAAUCUACAGUGCAAGAGGUUCAGCACUUAGGACAAGAGCUUCGAAAUGAAGCCCAAGACAUCAAAGAUCAGCUUGGAGGGAAAGUAGAAUCUACAGUGCAAGAGGUUCAGCACUUAGGACAAGAGCUUCGAAAUGAAGCCCAAGACAUCAAAGAUCAGCUUGGAGGGAAAGUAGAAUCUACAGCGCAAGAGGUUCAGCACUUAGGACAAGAGCUUCGAGAUGAAGCCCAAGACAUCAAAGAUCAGCUUGGAGGGAAAGUAGAAUCUACAGCGCAAGAAGUACAGUGCUUGAGGCAAGAGUUGCGAGAUGUAGCCCAAGACAUCAAAGAUCAAUUAGAACUUGGUGGCCAACCCAAUUCCUCAGCUGGAGGUCAGCUUGUUUAUUUUUUUCUUUAAAGUAAAGUAUUUUUCCUCUAACACAGGCACUUACACAAUGUAUCAGGGUUACCUGUGCAGUGCUCACUGUUACAUGUAUUUUGACAGAAAUGGCUUCGUACAUUUUUGAAGCAGAGAACUGUCAGUUAUUUGUUAUUUGACUAUAGCUGGACAAUGACUCAAAGUAAUUGUCUGUUUUGCCUCUUUUGUCAUGGCUAGUUGCUGCAAUUAAUAACACUUUUUCCCCUUACAGUUAAAAUUCGAAUGCAGAUUGAUUGUGAGGCCAUCACAGACCCUCAUUCACAACUAGAGACACCAGGGACAGUGGUUAUAGCCAGUCAGGAUACCCAAGCUUGUGGUGAUGAGCUGGUAGUUACUGGAACAUCAGAAGGAAUGCCUAAAGGCACACAAGAUACCCAGGCAGGAAGCCUCAAGAUGGUAGUUACUGGAGCUAAGCGUAAGGCAGUAGAGCUUGCUGCAUCUGCUGGUCUACCACUCGUGGGAAGAACAGAAAGCAUCGAAGAAGCAGGUGUUAAAACUUAUGUUGUACCCAACACACAAGGAGUUCUGGAUUUCAUCGCACACAAGUACUUUCAGACAGUUGACACAACCAAACGUGAGGAACGAACUGAAUUUCUAGAGUUUCUAACAGAUGUGCGCAAGGUUCUUGUCCUGGAUACCCAGUCAGGAAGUUUGAUAAUAACAGUCCUGUGUACUUCACUAGAGAUACUGGAUGCCCUCUGGUAUGACUAUUGCACAGGUCACCUGAAUGACAUGGCACAGAAAUAUCUUGUGACAAAGGACAUACUGAAGGAGUUUGACUUGACUGAGCUGAGACUGACAACAACUAUUCAGCUGGAGGAAUACAAGGCUGCACGAAACUUUUUUCUGCAGGGUUCA